Molecule: messenger RNA, 1194 nt
Organism: Cyphellophora europaea CBS 101466
Lineage: Eukaryota; Fungi; Ascomycota; Eurotiomycetes; Chaetothyriales; Cyphellophoraceae
Exons: 2
Coding region: 1-1194 (397 amino acids)
Cellular component (GO): mitochondrion
Source: RefSeq, a predicted model, not a curated record
AUGCCGACCGCUAAAUCUCCUUUCUCCCACACCAGCUUUCUCCGUGCCGUCCGCUCGUGUCAGCCUAAAACUUAUCGCUCUAUCAGAACGCCGCCAAACCGAUCACCGCGCAAACACAUUCACACAUCCCCACGCCCGCAACAGGAAACCUAUUCCUCGCGCUAUGGUCCAGCGGCUUCAACUCCCCUUCCUCCACCAUCCAAACCUGAAGAGCUCCGCUUCCCGAAUGAACCUCAGGAGCCGCAAAAGAAGGACCAUAAAGAAGACCCCGAGGGCAACCCCUCCCACGAGGAUGUCGUGCACCGCGUGCAGCGCGACGGCGCCGAGAGCGACUAUCAUCCUCGCGAAUCUGAAAAUCCCGACGAGCAGGUUGUAGCAGACAGCGAACCUCUACGCAACAAGGAAUUGGACAUCGUACUCUCGGUUCCUUCGCCCAGCGAACUGAAGGGGAACAGCCAGCCACGACAUCCUCAUCUGGAGGCCUCGCCCUAUGAGCAUCAUUUCGACACCUACAGCCUCGUCCAGAUGCUGGCGGGUGAGAAGGCAUACUCCUCUGCUCAAUCUGUCACGUUAAUGAAAGCCAUCCGACUCAUGCUCGCCAUCAAUCUAGACGUCGCCAAGGAGGGCCUUGUGUCCAAGUCCGACACCGAAAACGAAGCCUACCUCUUCCGCGCCGCGUGCUCGGAGUUGCGCACCACCCUACAGACGGCCCGGCACAGCGAAAUGCUCAAGCAGCGGAGCCAGCGCGCACAGCUCCAGCACGAGAGCGACCUGUUGAAUCAGAAAGUCACGCAGGACCUGAUGACCAUGCGCGAGGAGCUCAAGGGCAUGUUCAACGACCGCAAGCUGGGCCUCGAGGAGCAGAAGCGGCACGUAGACGGCAGGAUCUCAGAACUAGGUCACAAGAUCACGGUUCUAUUAAACAGCGAAGCCAAGAGCGAGGUGGAAGGCCUACGCUGGAUCCUGACGCGGCGGGCAGCAAUGGCCAUUGCGGCGGCGGCUUUCAUGAUCAUCUCAGCUCUGAAUUACUCAUCCAUCAAGCUGCGUGAACGCGACGAGGCCGAGAAGAAGAAAGCCGCGCUGAAGAAGAAACAGAAGGAAGAGCGCGAGCGGGCUGAGCAGGCGCGCUUCACGACCCCGAGUCGCGACACUGGCGUGCAGACCGGCGCGAGUUACGAGGAGAGUAUGGGAUGA